Messenger RNA from Anopheles nili, 2404 nucleotides. RefSeq names its product transmembrane protein 11 homolog, mitochondrial (gene Pmi). Lineage: Eukaryota; Metazoa; Arthropoda; Insecta; Diptera; Culicidae. The coding region runs from base 91 to 639 and encodes 182 amino acids. The record is from RefSeq and is a predicted model, not a curated record. The transcript is spliced from 4 exons. Gene Ontology annotation, biological process: inner mitochondrial membrane organization. Gene Ontology annotation, cellular component: mitochondrial inner membrane.
GUUCAUUCUACCAAACUCCGUUCACUCGUGGAUAUCGUCGUGCUUUAGGAGGUUUGCAGGAGAGCUAGCAGUACCACAACACUGAGUAACAUGUCCGAGCCCGUGGCCGAAGGCAAACGGUUAAGUCCCAUCGACGAGCUGAUAUCUCCAACCGUGCGUGUGAUACGAGAGGUGUACGAGGGCGAAAAUGCACACGAAAUGUUCCAGACUGACCUCAACAAGGCGUUGUUCGAUAAAGUGCGCUUUAUCGUCAUCGAACCGACGCGCUUGGGUGAGGAGACAGAACGGUGGAUUGCGGUCGGUAACUGUCUGCACAAAACUGCCCUGCUGAGUGGCGGAGCGUCGAUAGCAAUCAGUCUACUUUGGCAGGAUAAGCUAACAAUUUACAGUGCUUCCUUCUGCGUCGCGUCGAUGUUCUGCACAAGCCUCUACGCAAUCUGCUGGACCUGUGAUCCUUGCGUCGAGUAUCAGGUUGAGCGAAAGCAACGGAACCUCAUGAAAAUACCCAUCCCUGAGGGAGCGUCUUCACCAGUCGUGCUAGUGCAUACAGGCAACCGCCUCACGACGAUUAGUCACCGAAUAGUGACCGCCCUAGCCACGUCCCUAUGCAUGUGGACCGUGUACAGAGCACUAAAAUAAGCGAUACCUCUGAAAGCGGCGGAAAGUGUUGAAUUGUUUUCCUCCGUGGCCCAAACUUUAGGCUCGUACGUGUUUCAAUUUUUUCACACCGCAUCGUACCUGUUUAUAGACAGAAGUUGUUGCGAAGAAUCACUGCCUUUUGCAGAGUGAAAAAGCAUAAGAGAAAAGGAUAAAAGAGGGAGAGAAUGCGAGAGCGAACGAGCGAGGGAUGCAGGCCGAACCAGAACCAUCUGUAACAUGUUCACUUUUGUUACUUCACUCCGAUGUAGUGAUGAUAAAUUGCUCAAAUGAAUAUGCCAUUCGGAGACCCAAACUGAUCAUUGACUGAAGAACUCGAUAUUGCCUCGAAACCCAGAUUUAAUUUUCCUGUUUGAGGUGUGGUUGUUUGUGCACUUUUGGGGCAUGUUAGUGUGUUCAGUUUAUUGCAGUUUGAACCGCCCGGAUACACAUACAACGUGCUCGCCAAAGGAUCUUGGAAAGUAUCCUGUAAGCGAAAAAAACGCGUGUUGCUAGGGAAUCGAAUCGUCAUCGAAUCAGCUUUAAAAAGCAUUUCUAUGUGGUGUAUCCGCGACUUCAAUAAUUAUUAUCAUUAGAGACUUGGUGUGUAGGGGUUGUAUCGUUUUGUAUGUAAUUUAGGACUGUGUUUUUAUUUGGAUUUAUUUUUCAUCUGUUCAUAUUAUACAUCCUUGAAGCGCGGUUAUAAGUAAUGAACAAGGCUGAAUAAAAAAAGAUGAAGGCUGAAGAUCAUUGCGCUUGUGAAGAACAAUUCAACUGCAUUUAAAAAUAAACUUUGAGCUACAGCGCAUCACUGGAGGUGGUAUUUGAUCCAUCAUUAGGAGCUGACGGUGUUGUCAGUGUACAGAAAAUUCUUGUGGCGAAGGAAGUUAUACGAAUAUGCACCCGUCUAAGAGCAAAAGAACGAACGAAUUGCACUUUCAAGGGAUAGGAACAUUUGUUGAUCGUUUUCGUGUGAGGAAAAAUCUUAAGCCCAGUCAGCCCUUUUUUUGUUUUUACUUAAUUUCUAUCAGUGCAUGAACCAAUCGAAAUCUCCCACCCCUUGCGCACACCGUCGUGAAUCGAUAUUAGUCGAACGCUAAUUAAAAAUGCCAGGGUGUUAGGCAAAAAAUAAGAAAGAGCCAAAAUCAUGGGGCCGAUAGACCUUAUCGCUUACCAUAAUAAAGAAGGGGAAAGGGAGUAGAGACGAGAAGGAAAUUUACUAGCCGAAUAUAACGCGCGAUAAAAAUCGCUGAGUGAAUAAUCACAAAUAAAAUGAUCUGUAUCCUCACUCCCUUCUUUGUCCUCCAUUGUACAGUAUAUACUGUUAGAGUAUUAGAGAGUUAAGUGCAACAGGUGUUGUUAUCAGGGCGCAAAGUAGUUGGGUAGAAGGGCCACUAUUUGAUGCUAUCCCACGUUCGAGAGGAUCGAUUAUGUUUUUGUGCCGAUUAUUCUUCGCUAAUGUUUGUGAAGGAUUAGGGUAAUUUAAAACGCCAACUACAGAUAUGUUUUAGCAGAGCUACUUCGCGCGCACAUCCCCGCAGGGCUGUAGUAUAUAUUGAACAAAUCGCUGAUGGGAAAGAAAGCAAUAGUGUUGAAAAACAAACGAGAGCGAAAUAUUGAACGAUAAAAAGCUGGCAACGAGCAAAAUAGGUAUCGGUGGAUGCUGGCGUAGACAAAUGCUUUAGAGUGUUAAUGAUAUAACUGUGAAACAACUGUAAGUUAUCCGAAGCAAACGGUUAAAAAGUUUAGUUUUCAAUAAAAAAAUCUC